AUGGCUGCUGAAAUUAAACCUGCACCUAGAACGCCAAACGAUCGUUUCUCUACAACGAAAAAGCCGGCUCUGUUGAACAAAUUGGAAGGCUGUACGGACGAAGUUAAUGCGGCGGUUGUUAUACCUGGCGAGGACGGAGUUAUUAGCGUUUGCGAUGAUAAAACAGUACGAGUCUGGCUUAAGCGGGACUCUGGCCAGUAUUGGCCCAGCAUCUGUCAGUACAUGCCGUCCGGAUGUACAUCCAUGUUUUAUACACCUGAGACUCGUCAGUUAUUUAUUGGACAAGAGAACGGCACUAUAUCUGAGUUCACACUUGCGAUGGAUUGUAAUAGGAUAAAUCCUUCUCGAGAGUAUCUAGCACACACAGCAAGAGUAACAGCAGUGAUAUUCUCCCUUAGCUGUGAGUGGGUGCUAUCAGUGAGCCGUGACAAGCUGUUCUCUUACCACUGCAGUGAGACUGGCCGGAGAAUUGGCGGAUAUUCUUUUGAAGCGUGGUGUACAGCUUUGCAAUUUGACUCGCAGUCAAAGUACGCAUUCGUGGGCGACUACAGUGGCCAAAUCACCAUGCUGAAGCUAGACAACAACGGAGCUACCUUAGUCACUACUCUCAAAGGUCACACUGGUUCUGUUCGAGUAUUAAAUUGGGCACCGUUACCUCAACUCCUCUUCAGCGGUUCAUUCGACCAGACGAUCAUAGUAUGGGACAUAGGCGGCCAAAAGGGCACAGCUUAUGAACUACAAGGACAUAGUAACAAAGUAACCGGUCUCUGGUACGUGGGCAGCUGUGAACGAUUGGUGUCGGCAGGUGAGGAUGGGGCAAUGGGCGUAUGGGAGAUGGCUGUGAAGAGAAGAGAAACGCCUGCGUGGAAAGAAUCUGAUCUGUGCCAGAUUUGCAGAGCACCUUUUAUAUGGAACGUUCGGGCUAUGAUGGAGAAGAAGCAACUAGGUCUCCGACAGCAUCAUUGCCGGUGGUGCGGCUCAGCGGUGUGCGCGACGUGCUCGCCACAUAGACUGCCACUUCCAAUUAUGGGGUUCGAGUUCCCGCAGCGCGUAUGCACCGUUUGCUACGAAACGCUUCGUCAUGAGCCCCGCGAAUCCCUAGCAUCAUUCCACGAUAUGAAACACGCGGUUGCGUCUCUAUAUGUGGACGAAGCGACCGGCCGCAUGUGCACAGCUGGCAAAGACCGCGUCAUCAAAGUGUGGGACAUCAGCGUUUUAAUUGCACCCGCGCCGAAGCCUGGCACCUCUGACCAAUAGCCGUGAGUGCCUACUGGCCCCAUGUUAUAUACUAAUACCAGUUCGAUUAUUCUGUAUAAAAAGGUAUCUUCGUGAUUGAUAUAAAUUUUAAUGUCAAGCGGCGCUAGUUAAUUCAUCGUGUGUCAGGGUUGGAUCUUUCUCGUCAUCGCGCAUUUUGAUGAUAAACUUAUUAUUAUGCAGAUGCCAGUGUGCUUUUAUGCGCUAGAAUGUCAAUUUGACAAAGCAGAGUCCUUGACGAUACUCCAUUAUAAAAUACCUAGCGGGUUUCAACCCGUAAUGGCUGAAAAGAUUUUGACAUGACAUUCAAGUAUCAAUUUCUUCUACUAACAACAAAAAAAAUUGUAUCUAAAUUCAAUAACACCUUUUCAUGGUCAAAAGAUGCUUAUCAGCCGAGAUAGGUAGGCAUAUUACAACAGUAAUGGAAUCGAACUGAACAAUUCGUACGAAGUCCCAAGGUUUGCGUGGAAUGCAUUGAAAUCUCGGGACUUGUACUUGAUUUUGAUUAUCAUAAUCAUCUGUUAAUGUUUGGUGCUGUACAGUUCUGCAUAUGUAUAAAUGAUUGUAGUAGUCAGUGUUAACUUGUAACUUGUGGAAUAAUGGCACUUAUACAUCUGCAAUUAACCGUGAGAGCGCCAUCAAAUUGAUGCUUGUAGAAGCGAUGCAGUGGCGCGGCAGCCGCCUGGCAGUCUGUAAUACUUUAGUAAUUUUUAGUUCACUAAUUGUGACUACAAAAGUGGCGCGCGCGAAUCACGACAGUGGCGCUGCAACUGCGCUUCUAAAUAUUGUAUGAGAAUUAGAAGUGUUGCCACUGCAGAGCUUCUAUAAGCGUCUAAUUUUAAAGACACACCCUAAGGGUAAAUAGUGCAUAAGGUAUUAAUUACAUAGGAACUGAAUGUGAAUAAAUUAGGCGUGCUCUACACAUAUCCGUAUACCAAAAACGCUCUUUACGUAUUCGAUACCUGCCGCCGGAUCAAGCUCACUUGUAUGAGCGUGUAUGUAGUACGAUUAACUACGUUAAAAAAAUAUCACCAAAUAGAACGUUUUAAAUAAAAAAAAUUUGAUUAUGGAUGACUUACGUACAAAUUACUUGCACACGAAAAUCAGUGUAAAGUUAAUGAAUAUAUGUAUAAAAAAGAAAUAUUGUUUUUGGAUUGCGCCAGCACAGUAUACAAAUUUACAGAGAUGGUUUAGUUGAUGAGAGUAAUUUCAUAGUAUAACAAGAAGUAUACUACCUUUGUUGUCAUAAACAACGCAUUUGCAUUUUGGUAACUUUCAAGAUAUUACACCCAAAGUUUUUUUCUUUGAUAAAUGUCGAUUACGCUGUUUUUGCUUAACAACAAAACUGACAGUAAAUACGAUAUAUAAAAAAACCGCUUAAAGGGGGUUGUAGAUCUCGUUUCAAUGAUUCUAGAUGUGUUAAUAGCUCAAUUUAGUUAAAAAUGUCGAUUACGUUGUUUAUGAUAAGGACGGCAGUGUAACUCCCGCUUAUUCGGCGCGUCAAUGCUUACACGUCGGUUAACUUGCACCGUAGGGUUGUCACAUUAUUAUUUUAGUUGUACCUAAAGGCUGUUUUAUUGAAUAUCAUGAUGUUUUACCAUGGCGAUAUUCAUAUAUUUUUGUUAAAUAACUCCACAAUUUUUUUAUAAUUAUUAAUACGGUGAUAAAACAACUUUAUAUUCAAUAAAAUUUAUAUUACAAUCAAUACAGCGUCAUCUACGUCAGCUUGUACGCAGUAGCUAUUAAGGUACGGGCUAAGAGAGAUGUUCCAUAAGUCUUUCACAAGGUGACUCUUACGGCGUUAAAAAGUCGAAAAACCCAAUACAAAAGAUCUGUAACAAAAACAUUGAGGAAUUCAUAAUGCCGACUCCACACGCUUGCCAAACCAUGGCAAGGACGUCGAUGCGCGGUUGAUGACAAAUAAACGUGUGGAUGUUGUAUUUGGAUUGACUUGCGCGAGCUUACAUGUGUUUAGAUUUUAAGACUUUCGUGGUUAUUCACUAAAUGAUUAUCACUAGUAUCAGGUUUCUUACCACGGUAUGACUUCUUUUUAUUUUCCAGAUAUUUCGGAACGGUUUCACGAUCCAUGGUCACGGGUAGUCAACCCGUUUGCUUGCGGCGUUUGCCAUGUAUCUACACGUUUGUGCUAGUUAGUAUUGUUUGAGAACUGUCGAUAGACAGACUUAUUUUUCUGCUACAUUGGCUUGAUGGAUAUUAUGUAUAAUAUUUAAAAAAAUAAUGCUGUACUUUAUUAAUGGCUGAAUAGUUUAAACCUUUGCCUUUUCCUUAGCGGAAAGAAUAUAAAAAUAACCAAGUAUUACAAUGAAGGAAUGUUCGCUUUCCGUGGUUAUAAAUUUGGAAAAUGGGUGACUGGGCACUCUUUCUGAAGUGCUACCAAGCAGAACCCUGCAUUUGGAAUCUGAAGCAUAAGGACCAUAAAGACCGAACGUAAUAGCAGACACAAAUUCGACGUCUGCCAUGCUUGCUUCACUCACUGGAGCAUACUGCAAGCGUGUGGAUGACGACGUUUGUCACAUCUAAUUUGCCAAGCGUUUGUAGACGUUUGGGGCUUCUGGCAAAUGGCAAGCGUUUGGAGCCGUCAUUAGAUCUGCUGACUCGACCUGUACCCCAGAUGACAGAGCAUCAUCGAGCAUAUACAUACACACACACAAGCAGCGCUGCUAAAUUUAUAUGGAAUGACACUACUUAUUAUACUGUGGUAACAUUGACAGACGAUGCAAUAUUAUCAUUGCCUUAAAAUAUAGAUGAUAUUACUGUAUAGUGGUGGUAAGCGGCACGUUUACCCAUAACAGUUGCAGAGCCUUAAAUUGUAAGAGUUACUACUCUGUGGCAACUUUAUGUCUCAAGUUGACAAGUCCUAUGUGCCUAAAACCGGAACGUCCGCGCCGUAAUCCUCAUAUUACAUCUUGGCAAGGCGGAAGAAAUAAGCGUGGCAGUAGUUCCCUGGAUGAAUUCUUUCACAAGAAGCAACACUGCUAUUGAGUCUGUAGUUCAACCUUUACUGUUUAGUCGGCGUGACCGUCAUAGACCUUUUACUCACUCUCAUUAUUUAUACAUGGUAAAAAUAACGGCGUCUCGUAUUCUUUAAUAAAUUAAUUAUAUUUGGUGAUAUUUUUCAGCUACAAUCCAACGAAACAUUUCAAUUACCUACUUUUACUUACUCUCGCUAUUUAUACAGGGUGAAAAUAACGGCGUCCUGUAUUCUUUAAUAAUUAUAUUUGGUGAUAUUUUUAGCUACAAUCCAACGAAACAUUUCAUGUAUUUCAGCUAUUUUUGUAACUAAGACUGAAUUACUCCAGAAUAAUCUUAAUGAGAUUUUUAGAGCUGAGAACUAUUUUAGGAAAUCUGUGAAGGGUGAAAUUGAAGUUUUAUUGAUGUUAUUGUUUGGAGUUUAUUCGUUAAGAAUUUCUUUUAUAAAUGAAAUGAAAACAAUCUCGCACGAUACAAUGGCAUUAUUGAAUUUCAAUCUUAUUCUGUGUGAUCUAUAUGUUCUACAGAAAAUUGCCUUUUGUUUUUUAACUAUAUUAACAGAUGUAUUUUAUGCGUUAUUCCAUAUUCGUAUUCCAUCAAUUUAAGCUUCUUUUUUAAAAUUGCAUGUAAGAAAGUACGAAAUUUUUUGUAUUUUUAAAAUUUAAUUUUAAUCAAAUUAAUUUUCUACUUUAAAAUUAAGAAAUUUGGUUAUAACUUAAUGUACAUCUCA
This is a messenger RNA of Hyposmocoma kahamanoa, 4975 nucleotides long. RefSeq names its product WD repeat and FYVE domain-containing protein 2 (gene Wdfy2). The transcript is spliced from 8 exons. NCBI's taxonomy places the organism in Eukaryota, Metazoa, Arthropoda, Insecta, Lepidoptera, Cosmopterigidae. The coding region runs from base 1 to 1257 and encodes 418 amino acids. Gene Ontology annotation, molecular function: protein binding; metal ion binding. The record is from RefSeq and is a predicted model, not a curated record.